This is a messenger RNA of Penicillium griseofulvum, 1599 nucleotides long. Its product is annotated as Major facilitator superfamily domain, general substrate transporter. The record is from RefSeq and is a predicted model, not a curated record. Lineage: Eukaryota; Fungi; Ascomycota; Eurotiomycetes; Eurotiales; Aspergillaceae. Gene Ontology annotation, molecular function: transmembrane transporter activity. Gene Ontology annotation, cellular component: membrane. The coding region runs from base 1 to 1599 and encodes 532 amino acids. Gene Ontology annotation, biological process: transmembrane transport. The transcript has a single exon.
AUGCCAUCGACGGUUGAAGAGAAGGAGCCCAAGGAGAUGGACGAGCCCUACGUCCCGGAUACGCCAGAGACGGGCAGUUUGCCGGCCACGAACACUGAGCCAAUUGACCCCAAGGCGGAGCGCAAGCUGCUGCUGAAGCUUGAUCUUGGCAUCUGGCCUGUCUUCUUUGUGAUCUACAUGAUGUCCUUCUUGGACCGCAUUAACAUCAGCAAUGCUCGCAUCCAGGGCAUGGCCGCUGAGCUCGACAUGCUUGAGGGCACCCGCUUCAAUAUCGCCCUCUUUGUAAGUUUCGCGAGAAAAGAAGCAAAACUGAGUGCGACCAAAGUCACGGCUAACUUUGAUGCGCAGGUAUACUACAUUUCAUACAUCCUCUUUGAAAUCCCCUCCAACAUGGUCAUCAGCAAGUUCCGCCCUUCCCUGUACCUGACGAGCCUCAUGUUCUGCUGGGGCAUCAUCAACAUGUGCAUGGGCUUUGUUCACUCAUAUGGCGCCCUCGUUGGCCUCCGAUUCCUCCUAGGUAUUUUCGAGGCCGGCGUACUCCCUGGCAUCAUCUACGUCACGUCGCUUUACUACAAGCGCCACGAGUACCAAAAGCGCGUGUCCUUCUUCUUCUGCAGCACGGUUGUGGCUGGCGCCUUUGGUGGCCUUCUGGCGUACGCCAUUGCUGGCAUGGCUGGGACCCAUGGUUUAGCCGCGUGGCGCUGGAUCUUCAUCAUCGAGGGCGCCCUUACCUCUGGCCUGGCCAUCCCCUUCAGCUUCCUGGUCAUUGACUGGCCUGAGCAAACCAAGUACCUCAAUGCCGAGGAGAAGGCCCUGCUACGCCAGCGCAUGGCACUCGACGUCGCCGACGUCUGCCGCAUGGAUACCCUUAAUAAGCCAUCGGCCAAGCGCGCCCUUGGCGACUACAAGAUCUGGCUCGCGGGCCUCCUCUACAUGGGGGUCAGCGUGGCUGGUCUGUCUGGCACCUUCUUCCUGCCCACCAUCCUCAACGAGUUCGGCUGGAAGGCCCAGCAAGCCCAGGUCCGGACCAUCCCUAUCUACGUCUUCGCCGCCGGGAUGAUGAUCAUCGGCGCAUGGGCCUCUGACCGGCUCAAGCAUCGCUUCGGUUUCAUCAUUGCUGGUGCCCUCAUGACCACCGUCGGCUACUCGAUGCUGCUCAACCAAGUCGGCAAGUCGCGCGAAUACAAGUUCGGAGCCGUCUUCCCCAUCUUCGGAGGUGCCUAUAUGAUCACCCCCAUGUGCCUUGGCUGGCUGCAGAACAACCUGUCCGGCCGCUGGAAACGAGCCUUCGGCGCCUCCAUCCAAGUCAUGGUCGGCAACGUCGCUGGUAUCAUCGGCGCCAACAUCUUCCUCAUCAGCGAGAGCCCCGUACCCGGCCCCAAUGGCCAGGUCUACACCGGCCGUCCCUACGUGACAGGCUACAGCGUCUCACUGGCCUUGAUGUGGUUUGGUACUAUUUCUGCCACGGCCAUGUUCUUCCUCAUGCGCCGCGAGAACAAGAAGAGAGCUGCUGGUGAGUGUGACCAUAUCUUGGAUCUGCCCGAGGAGGAGAGGAACAACCUGGGUGACCACCACCCUAGCUUUCGGUUUACUCCGUAA